Xylona heveae TC161 is the source of this 1001-nucleotide messenger RNA. RefSeq names its product DUF947-domain-containing protein. Gene Ontology annotation, biological process: maturation of SSU-rRNA from tricistronic rRNA transcript (SSU-rRNA, 5.8S rRNA, LSU-rRNA). The transcript is spliced from 4 exons. Gene Ontology annotation, cellular component: 90S preribosome; nucleolus. The record is from RefSeq and is a predicted model, not a curated record. The coding region runs from base 72 to 1001 and encodes 309 amino acids. NCBI's taxonomy places the organism in Eukaryota, Fungi, Ascomycota, Xylonomycetes, Xylonales, Xylonaceae.
CAUUUGACAUUAAAAGAAAUCUCAAGGUAACACGCCUCCUUGGCUCCCGCCCCUCUUUUUUCUGAACCGCCAUGGCGUCUCUCAAUUUGCAGAGACGAGUGCGCGCGCGACGAGAUUCCAGUGGAGAUGAAUCCGUCCAUGAUUUUGAAGGAUCUUCUUCGCACAGCAGCGACAAUGCCGCAUAUGAGGACGAGGAAAGUUCCCUGAACGAUGAUGCAAUUCCCUCAGAUGAUGAUCAAUCAGCACAUGGCGCAUUCGAAACCGAUUUGAGCUCUGUCUCCUUUGGCGCACUGGCUCGAGCUCAGGAAUCUUUAGGUAAAAGCAAAGCCAACACAGAAAAGGCUUCUACAAGCUCCGAAAAGCUUCAAAGAUUACGAGAGACGCUGCAUGAGAUAGGAGAAAGAAAGGCUAGGGAAACCCAUCCAAAGGAUUCGCCUUCUCGAGAAAAGAAGUCGACCGAGAGCCGGACAGGACGAUCCAAUAAGCACGCUCCUGCUGAAAUGUCGAGUAAAAAGGCUGUUUCCCGCAAGCGCGAGGUAGUCGCUGUCCAAAAGCGGGAGGCUAGAGAUCCAAGGUUUGAGGCCUUGAGUGGGCCGCUUGACGAGACGAGAUUGAAAAAGAACUACUCUUUUCUUCGCGACUACCAAGACAGUGAAAUGCGAUCCCUCAGAGAUGAGAUCAAAAAGACGAAAGACGAGGCCGUCAAGGAAAAGUUGAAACGUGCAUUACUAUCAAUGGAAUCGAGAAGAAAGGCGCAUGAGUCCAAGGAAAAACAGCAGGAAAUCCUCCGCGAGCACCGUAAUAAAGAAAAGGAAUUGGUGAAGCAAGGGAAAACACCAUUCUACCUUAAGAAGGGUGAACAAAAGAAGCGCGCGCUUAUGGAACGUUACAAUUCACUCAAAGGGAAGCAACUCGACCACGUUAUCGAACGGAAAAGGAAGAAGAAGGCUUCCAAGGAAAGAAAAAAUAUGCCGAUUGCUCGAAGAGCAUAUUCUGACUAG